AUGGUCUCUAUAAAUUCUCCGCUCCACUCUAUCCUCAGCUGCGGCGAUACGCUCCGGACAAAAACCAGGCGAGUAGACCGUGAAGUCUUCCUCGUGGAGUGGUCGGAUAGCGCGGCAGAAGAACUCGGCUGGGUCGGCAACCCGCUGUGGCAAGUCCAACGAACCCGCAGGAUCCGUGAAUUCUGGCCCGUCCAAAGAUCCCGCGCAGGGGUCCGGCCCGUGCCUAGCGGUCACGCCCGAGCCGGCGAGGGCACCACGCAGCCAGCCCCGUCCCGAAAUGACGAGCCUGAGCACGCGCUGAGCCUCUCGGACGGUGGGCAACUCAAUCGUCAACUCGCCGCCCAAACCAUAUUCUACCCGGCCAAGCUCUCGGAUCUUCUCAGCCGUGUAAAGUCCCGCCUCGACAAGAAGCAGCCAGACAGCGCAGGGAGGAAACCUUUUCGCCACGACUACUCGGGUGACGCCGUACGAUAUCCCCGCAUCACCGAAGUCGCAAGGGGGUACGACGCCGUCAACGGCCGUGUCACAACGGGGCGAAGCACAAGACCGGUCCGAUGCGAGGGCGCUCAUCCCCGUGCCCACGGCCGUGGUGUCGUAGAGUCUGGCCGAGACGAGAGGACCGCCUCGCACGUGCUGCAGGAUGCUCCAGAGCCGGAUGUCGCGUGGCAAAUCGCUGACGAUGAUGCGGCGUGA
Parascedosporium putredinis is the source of this 693-nucleotide messenger RNA. NCBI's taxonomy places the organism in Eukaryota, Fungi, Ascomycota, Sordariomycetes, Microascales, Microascaceae. The record is from the annotation of a GenBank genome assembly.